Messenger RNA from Drosophila bipectinata, 5415 nucleotides. Its product is annotated as myelin transcription factor 1. Gene Ontology annotation, molecular function: zinc ion binding; RNA polymerase II cis-regulatory region sequence-specific DNA binding; DNA-binding transcription factor activity, RNA polymerase II-specific. NCBI's taxonomy places the organism in Eukaryota, Metazoa, Arthropoda, Insecta, Diptera, Drosophilidae. Gene Ontology annotation, biological process: regulation of transcription by RNA polymerase II. Gene Ontology annotation, cellular component: nucleus. The record is from RefSeq and is a predicted model, not a curated record.
AAAACGCUAAACCUUGAAACAAAAUCGAAACUAAAGAAUACAGAUAUUCAGCAAAUAGCACGCUGGCUUUGAAACAAAAUAACAAGAGUAGAGAGUAAAGCCAUGGCGCUAUCGAAGCGUCCCCUCACCAAGGACACCCCCCUGGUGGAGAGCAACAUGAACACCAAUAAUUCCGGUAGUAAUACCCAUGGCGGCGGUACUGGCACCUCUGAUCACGAGACAUCCAUCAAGCGACGCAAGCGUUGCAGUCGCGACGAAGAAUCUAACAAUAAUAACAACAACAACAACAAUAAUAAUAUGAAUAAUAACAACAACAAUACCAACAGCAAUAAUAAUAAUUUACCGCAAAAGAAGAGGAAACAGGGUCAUAUAACCGAUAGUCCCGAUAGCCCCAUGUCGGGGGGACUGCUGCCGAAUCCCAAUGCCCAGGCGGAUCAGGACGAUGAGACCCUGAUACGGGAAACGCAGGCGGCCCUGAAGAGCCUGUCGGGCAGCUGGCCGGACUCGGGUCGCGGGAAUCUGUACAGAUUGCAGGAGCAGGACGAGAAUCCGCCUCCCUUCCAGAACCUGUUCGAGGAGAAGCAAAAGUACGAACUCAACUCGGCCAGCACAAGUCCCAACUUUUCCCGGUUCCACCGACAGAAGGAGAACGAUCAGGCCCGUCUCAAUGCCAGUGUCGGUCUGGAGCGGAAUCGCAAGCCAGUCGCCGGAAUCGCUGCCUCUGGCCUCAGUCUCAGUCCCGAGGAGCAGGACCUCGAGGACUCCUCCAUAUCCAGCGGAGGCUACGCCCAGGCGGCCUCUGCCUUCAAGCCUCCCAUUGAUAUUAUCAAGAGGAACUAUUAUUACUCUGCUGCGGCGGAAUCUGCCGCCGGAUUGGCUUACUACGGCUAUGCAGCAGCUGCAGCGGCAAGUCAGCAACAACAACAACAACAGCAGCAUCAGCAUCAGCAGCAACAACAACAGCACCAGCAACAAAUGCAACAGCAACAACAACAGCUGGCCAGUCUUGAGGCCACGCCCCGCAAUACCGCCUUCGAUAUUGCCAGUCAGCUGGGCGAGAAGCCACGUACACCCGGAAAAGAACCCCUCGCCGAUGGCAAGCAGUAUACCAUAUUGCAACCGGCGGGUGUGGGCAGUCGGGCGGCAUCCGUAAUGCAGGACAUUGCCUCCAGGGAGGGCGGUGUUGUGGGCGUGCCCCUUGUAUCAACGCCACCCACAACGGCGGCCAACAGUCCGGCGGGGCCACCCACAACUCCGGUACCGGCACCGGCGCCCAGUUAUUCGCCCGGCAGCCAAAAUCGUGAUGGCGCCAAAUGCCCCACACCACACUGCACGGGCCAAGGACAUGUCACUGGAUUGUAUUCGCACCAUCGCAGUUUAUCGGGUUGUCCGAAGCGCGAUAAAGUCACCACAGAAUUGCUGGCUUUGCACGAGCAGAUCCUGAAAUGCCCCACGCCGGGCUGCAACGGUCGUGGCCACGUGCAGCCGCACCGCAGCGUGCACCGUAGCCUCUCCGGCUGUCCGCGUGCCGUAAGGCGUUCCGGCGGAAGACUGCGUAGCGUCGUAACCGUGAACCACACAGCCGAUCUGGAGAACAAGCAUGACAAGGAGCUCCAUCCGCUGGACAAACUCAAGCUGGCCUCCAGUCAUUAUCUCAACAACAACAACAACAAUUGCAUCAACAACAACAACAAUAGCACCUCCAGUAGUGCUGCCAGUGGCGGGAGCCACAAACUGAACUCUGCCCCGACAACGACAAUGCCGAUUAUUAAGUCGGAAUACAGUCCCGUUGCCAGCAUCAAGUCGGAGUACAACAAAAGUCCCAUGCACUCGUAUCUUUCCAGUGGCGACACGGCCGCCACCACGCCCACCGCACCCUCUGCCUCGGUGGCCGGUGGCGGGGGUGGCGCCUCCGGUCGAGGCUCCUCCGGCUCGGCCAACGGCGCCGCUUCGGUGUCAGCCGCCUCGGCCGGUCCCGAGAAUAAUCUGCACGCCCCACAUCUCAGUCGAUUCGUGGGUCUCCAGAGUCCACCCGAAUCCCAUCUCAAUCCACAUCUUGCCAACCACCAGCAGCAGCAGCAACAGCAACAACAACAACAGCAGCAACACACGCUGCACCAGCAACGCGGUCCGUUCAUAGAGGGUAACGAUGUGCCCGAUCCGACGGCCAGUUACCACUCGGAGCACCAGCAGCAGCAGCAGGCGGACGAGCGGCAGCAGUACGAGCAGAUGCGCUACGCCCAGAGCCACGAGCUGAUGGCGCCCAACGGUGUUACCGGCGUGGCCGGAGAACUGUCACCGGGCACGGCGAGAAGUGCCUACGAGGCGCAUCCCGGCCAUCCGGGUCACCCGGGCCAUCCAGGACAUCCCGGCCACCCGCAUCCCAUACCCAGUUCCCCGGCCUUUGCCGUGGAUGCGGUCACGGCGGUGGGUUACGAUCCCAGCGGCGUCUGCUGUCCCAGCAACGGACAGAGACCGACGGCGGCCACAGCCGGAGGACCCGGCGCGGGAGCGGGCACCGGAGCCAGUUCGGUGAGUGCCUCGGCAGCGGCGGCGGCCUACCACUACCUGCCACAGACCACUGCCGAUGCGGAGAUGCAGGUGCAGCAGCAGAAGUAUCUGCAGGAGCAGCAACUGAUGCUGGCCAAGGCCGAGCACGAGGAGCAGCUGGCCAACGGAGGACAGCCCCUGUACCCGCGGCCGAUGUAUCACUAUGACCCCACUAUGGGUCCCCUGCCGCCGGGCUUCUCGGCCAUCAACCUGUCCGUAAAAAUGGCCGCCGCCCAGGCAGCCGCUGCUGCAGCAGCCUACCAAAACCAGCAACAACAACAACAGCAGCAGCAACAACAACAACAACAGCAGCAACAUCAUCAGCAACAACAACAGCAUGGAAAGCAAAGCACCUCACCGGCACCGCCGAACGUUGGGGGUGUGCCGGCGGUGGAUCUGAGUGGAUCCACAUCGGUCACCAGCAGCAGUCCGCAUCAUGGUUUCAACUCGCCAGCCUCCCACAACCAGUACACCGCCCAGCGGAUGGGGAACGGCAGCCCGCAGCCGGGCGCCAGUCCGAACAUCGCCAGUCCCCAGGUGCCCAGUCCCCAGGGACAGACGCUGGAUCUCAGCGUUACCAGACUGCCACACAGUAUUAUUACCAGUCCCCAGUACGGUGCGGAUGGUUUAGUGGUUGGCGUCGGUGUCGGUCACGCCCAGGGCUUUGGAAGUGGAGCGACCGGACCUCUGGGACCUGGUAACGGUGGUCCGCCGCGUUCGCCCCAAAUGGAGCCAGUGGACUUCAGUGGACCGCCCCGACCCCUGGGCUUCGGUCUGGUGGGUCACAUAAGCGGACCCCGGCCAUAUAGCCGGGAAUCGACGCCGGAUAGCGGUGGUUCGCACUACAUCGAGACUUACAGGGAUCCUAGUGGCUACUCCCCGCAUCCUGGGUAUGGCAUGGUGGUGCAGUCGGACUACCCACCCGCUGGCUAUCACGGCUAUGGACCAGCCGCCUAUCAAUGCAGCAAUCCCUAUGCCACGGCCGUCGGUCCUGGUGGCUAUCCCACGCCCGUUUCCGGCGGCUACUCCCCCAGCCCCGCCACCUGCUACUCGAUGCCACCGCCACAGCACAUACCGCAGCACGACAAGACCAAGGAUGGAUUGACGGGCUGUUCGCGUUCGGACCGCAACCAUUUGCAGUCGCACUCGCAGGAACUGAAGUGCCCCACGCCCGGAUGCGAUGGCUCCGGCCACGUGACCGGCAACUACUCCUCGCACCGCAGCCUCUCCGGCUGUCCCAGGGCCAACAAGCCCAAGAGCAAGCCCCGCGAUGGCCAGGACUCGGAGCCGUUGCGCUGCCCGAUACCAGGAUGCGAUGGCUCCGGCCACUCCACCGGCAAGUUCCUUUCCCACAGAAGUGCUUCGGGCUGCCCGAUUGCCAAUCGCAACAAAAUGCGAGUCCUGGAAGCCGGCGGCACUGUGGAGCAACACAAGGCCGCUGUGGCAGCCGCCACGGCCAUGAAAUUCGAUGCCUGCACUACGGUGGGUAGCCAAGGCAUCAAGAAACCAAAGUUCGACGAGGUCACAAUGGUCUAUCCCAAGGGCUAUACAGGCGGCAGCGGACUGGACAUCGUGAUGGGCGGCGGCGUGGGUCUGGGCCUCGGUCUCGGGGUCACCAGCAGUAGCAGCAGCAACAGCAGCUCCACCAACAACACCACCACCGGCCCCGAAAAGAGUGUGACCGGGAGUGCCGCAGGCGGUGGUGUUACCUCCGCCCCGGUCGGCGCCACUGGCAGCGAUGACCUGAACACCUUGGAGGCCGAGAUCUCCGAGCUGCAGCGGGAGAACGCCCGCGUGGAGUCACAGAUGAUGCGUCUGAAGUCCGACAUCAACGCCAUGGAAUCGCAGCUGAGCACCAGCGAUCGGGAGGCUUCUCCACUGAGUGCCCAUCAGCAGCAACAACAACAACAGCAACAACAACAACAACAGAGAACUAUGACCUCGCCUAGCGGUCAGUCGCCAUUCGCCAGUGUUAGUUCCACUAGCGGUGGUGCUGCCACAAAUAACGGUAAUCCCAACAAUAAUGCCAACGAUCUCGGUCACUCGAUCAGUAAUCUUGCCCCAAGCUCCACCGGCAAUAACAACAACAACAAUAGCAAUAACAAUAACAACAACAAUACCGAUCAUAAUGGCACAAAUCCUGCUAACAGUAAUCUGAAUAAUUACUACGAGAGCUUGAGGAAUAAUGUGAUUACAUUGCUGGAGCAUGUGCGUCUGCCGCCGCCACCCCCACCCCCGGCCGGAUCAUCCUCCACGGCACCGGGAGCGCCACCACCGCCAACAGCCACAUCGGUGUCGGCGGCCAGCAGCUCGACUGGCGGUCUGGAGGGAUGCACCAGUCAGCUGGGCGGUGUGGUCACUGGCGUGGCGGAGCAUGCGGCCGCCUACUCCACCCUGCUGCCACCGCCUCCACCCCCGACCUCGGUUGGCCAGCAAGGCGGAGGCGGGGGCAAUGGCAAUAUGUAUGUGGGCAACCAUCAGACGGGACAGCCCGUACCGCCGGUGCCCACCCAUCAUCAUCAUCAUCCGUAUACCGUUCAUCAUCCGGUCAGCUACGGGCAUCCGCACACCCAUCCGCACGCCCAUCCGCACGCUCAUCCGCAUCCGCACGAGCACUUCGACUCGUACAUCUCGAAGCUGCAGUCGCUGUGCGUGCCGCCCGACGUCUAUGCCCUGCCCGGCGAUGAUGCGGAGAGGCCAGUCUACAACUCGGUGAAGCCGAGCAUGCACCAGGACUACGGCAAGCUAAUGCCCACACCCAUCUAGAGAGAGGGAGGCUCCCAUCCGUACCACCACCACCACCCACCCGUCCAUGGGCUCGAAACAAAAAAGGAAUAAGGAUGUAAAUAGUAAAAAAAAUUAAAA